CUAUUUUCAUAUGCUUGUUGGAGCCAACACCCAACUAUCCCUUCUUUCUUUAUAGUCUGCAUCUUCUAACACCCUUUUUUUUCUCUCUCAUUCAAGUGCACAAACAUGAAGUUAAGUCUUCACCUUGGAGCUCUCCUCUUUUUCCUUUUCUUCCUAGUUUCCUCAUCAAAACUAUCUGCCAGACCACUCACCACUGAACAAGGGAGAAACAGAUCAAAACUGAAUGAGGUCUCAGGGGAGGACUUUGUUUUGGAGUUGGAAGGAGGUGAAUCUUUGAAGCAGCUGCUGGGGGUGGAGGGCUGCAAAAGUGGAGAUGAAGAAUGUUUGCAGAGAAGAAUGACUAUAGAAGCUCACCUAGACUACAUCUACACCCAGCACCAUAAGCCUUGAAAUCAGAAAUCUUGUCAUUUUAUACUCCAAUUAGUAAUAUCUUUUCAAUUUAGCUUAGAUAAAUACUAUUAAGCUAGGAUGUUUCCUAUUGUUUUUAUUUUCUCUACAACACUUGGGGCUUUGCAAAAGCCUUGUUGAAGUGGUAUUAAGGGUAUCAUCUGUUUGAUAAAGCAACUGAUGAACAUAUAUAUAUAUAUAACGGAAGCUUAUGAAUUUUAUUAGUCAUGUUGGGCUUGCA
Molecule: messenger RNA, 628 nt
Organism: Glycine soja
Lineage: Eukaryota; Viridiplantae; Streptophyta; Magnoliopsida; Fabales; Fabaceae
Product: putative phytosulfokines 6
Exons: 3
Coding region: 106-390 (94 amino acids)
Biological process (GO): cell population proliferation
Cellular component (GO): extracellular region
Molecular function (GO): growth factor activity
Source: RefSeq, a predicted model, not a curated record